AUGACAUCCACUAUUCCCUUAGCUACGUCGUCGCCCACGGUGAUGAUGCCCACAUCAACAGCAAGAGGGGGACACGUCUAUGGCACGAAUCUCGGGCCUUUAACCUCGGUGUUUUCGGCGCCAUUGAGUUGCAUAAACCCUAGCAACAUUUGGGUUUCGGAAUUUGUAACAACAACCGACUCAACAACUACAGAAACCUUUGAGCUUUAUGUGACAAGCACUUGCGCGCCCUCCGCGAAUGCAGUGCCUUGCUACCCGCCCAACUUCAAGGUCCCGACCGAGUUCGAUAACGAGGGGCACUAUUACUCCCCGGCUUCACAGUGCCCGGAGUACUACACAACUCAGACCGUGACCUGGGACGACCAUGCAUUGUAUGAUAGAAAAGCGGGAGAAGUAGCCGCAAUAUGCUGUCCAAGAGAUUUUGUCCUUGUGCGAAACUACUGGGAUGUGUACUGCACAUACACCCACUUGAAGAGCACGGGAAAGACCGAUGUAGUAACGGCAAGCUACUGUGAUGGGAGGCGCGACACUUUCACACGUCCAUUAGAAAUCUACGCGCCUGCCAUCAACAUCCGCUAUCAACUAACCGAUAUAAAACCAGGCUUCACCGGUGUCACACCCAGGUUGUCGGCAGCGCAGACGACGACGGCGAAGACGACAGGCCAGUCCUUAACUGAUAAUUCUUCACCGGAAGCGACUUGCGGCUCUAAUCCAAGUCAGUGCGGAAACGGCUCGAGUGCCAGCAGACCGGCUCUUAGAAAAGCUAUGCUUGGACUAUGCAUCGCUCUUCCUGUAAUGGCUCUGUUGGCUUAG
Molecule: messenger RNA, 813 nt
Organism: Colletotrichum truncatum
Lineage: Eukaryota; Fungi; Ascomycota; Sordariomycetes; Glomerellales; Glomerellaceae
Source: RefSeq, a predicted model, not a curated record